UAAAAUGUUGAUCCAAAAUUCCCAACUCAAAACUUAGAAAAAUUCAACAAUUCAAUGAGUGAAGAAGGCAAGGAGAGUCAUCAUCACCACCACUUCCCCCAUCAUCACCACCACUUCCCCCACCAUCACCACCACGGAGAAGACCAACCGGCGGCAGUGUCGGUGCCGGUGCCGCCACCGGAAUAUGGAACUUUUCAAGCAUCUUCUCAACCGGUGAUGGGAUUUCCUCAGCCGGUUCCGCCGCCUGGCGCUACGGGGGCACCUACACCUGAAUACUAUGCUCAUGGUUAUCAAGCUGUUCCAGGUUAUACUGCUCCUGAUCCUGAAGGAAGACCUGAGAGACAUCAUCGCCUUCCUUGCUGUGGCAUUGGUCUCGGAUGGUUCUUGUUCAUUAUCGGUUUCCUUCUUGCUGGCAUCCCUUGGUAUCUAGCUGCAUUUGUCCUGCUUUGUGCACAAAUUGAUCCUCGAGAGAAACCAGGAUACAUCGCGUCCACCAUUGCUGCUGUUCUUGCUACUUUUGUCCUCGUAUUUGGUUUGUCGAAGGAUUGACGGGAGAGUGGUGAUCAAUCUGUGUGUAUUCAUAUCGGAACGUUAUCUGGCUUUGCUUAAUUUGCAUUCUUUUCAGUAAAACUUCCAUAUCUUUGAUUCCUUCUUGUAUUUUUAAGAUCUGCUUGUGAAUAGUGAUAUGUGCUUGUAAGAGUAUAUGCAUGUGUAGUUAAGUUGAAUUUACAUUAUAUCGCACCAGAAUUCUCCGAUAACAUGUAUUACCAAUGGGUUAGAACUUUCUUGUGUUCUGUGAUGAGCAGUGUUAUAUGCUCGUGGGAAGUAGCAGGUAUCCGAUGUUAUAGUCAAUGGGAGUGCAAGUUGAUCACUAUUUUGACUAUAUAAAAUGUGUUUGUUUUGUACCAAUAACCACUUUUAUGGUCUUGUACAUAGAAGUUGAACAAAUGUGGUCUUUUAAAUGGAAUUAUUUAUUUUUCAGAAAUAUUAGUUAAUGUUCAAUUA
Molecule: messenger RNA, 1005 nt
Organism: Solanum stenotomum
Lineage: Eukaryota; Viridiplantae; Streptophyta; Magnoliopsida; Solanales; Solanaceae
Product: 60S ribosomal protein L18a-like protein
Exons: 4
Coding region: 55-549 (164 amino acids)
Source: RefSeq, a predicted model, not a curated record